Messenger RNA from Vitis riparia (riverbank grape), 2733 nucleotides. RefSeq lists its product as uncharacterized. The coding region runs from base 334 to 2352 and encodes 672 amino acids. The record is from RefSeq and is a predicted model, not a curated record. The transcript has 4 exons. NCBI's taxonomy places the organism in Eukaryota, Viridiplantae, Streptophyta, Magnoliopsida, Vitales, Vitaceae.
UCUCUUUCACCCGGCCGCUGUCUUUGAUUCUUAUUUUUUGGUUUUUAUUUUAUUCGAACCGAACAACUUUGCAUAAUUGUAUGCGAAAUGGUGAAUCCGGCUAUUUCGGUUUCAAUGGGUUUUCAACUGAUUUUUUUUUUCGUGAAUUUGAGUUCGCUGUCGAGGAAAUGGGUGGUUUUGGUUUGGGAUUCAGGCUUUUGAGUCACCGGACAAGUUUUUCUUGAAUUUCGAUUUUGUGCCUCUGAACUCAACUCAGCUAAAUCUAACACAACUGAUUCUGUUUUUGCUAACAAAGCGAGGAGAAGUGCGGAGAACCAACUCUACACAGAGUUCAUGGAGGGAAAGCAAUUGAAUUUUAGUGCACCACUUCUAUCAGUGAGGCGAAUUUCAUCGACAUUGAGUUCUUCAGAUGGACAGAAAAGGAAGAUGAUUGAAAAUCCGCGGCCCAAUAGACAGAUUUCUAUUCCUUCUUACAUACCAUACUCCAGCGUCGAUCAGGUGACAGAACCAGUUGCAGUCCCUUUUCGCUGGGAGCAGAUUCCGGGAAGAGCCAAGGAUGGAAGUGAACCAGAGCUCCAGUUGCAUGAUGAAGAGCUUUCAAGCACUCCAAGGGUUCCACCAGGGAGGGUUUUUGAUGUUAUACAGAAGCCUGCAGAAAUUGAAUCUGACAAUCGAAAUAUUUUUAGGCCCCAAAAUGAAACAUCUUCCUUGGAUGAAAAUUUUACUAACUUGGAGGGAUUACACGAGGAAGGAGAUUCUGAUAACGAUAGUGGCAGCGAUGCCUAUUCUGAUGCGGUUGACUCACUGUCCCCAACGAAUUCAUUGUCUUUAAGCUGUAGUGUUAGUGGUUUGAGUGGGUCUGAUGGUCCAGAUGUCAAACCUUCUGGAACCUUCUCCAUAGAUCCACAAACUCGAGAUCUUAUGAUGAAUCGCUUCUUACCUGCAGCAAAGGCAAUGGUCUUGGAAACACCUCACUAUGCUUCAAGGAAGCAAUCUGUGGUACUUGAACAACCUAGACAGGUUAAAAGGGUGAUCAGCGAGGAUACAAAACCUUCUCUUAAUAAAUAUUCGACAGACAUCAUACCGUAUUAUGGCCAAUAUGAAGAGGAAGAGGGAAGGGAAAGUGAAGAUGAACAUGAUGAAUAUGAUGCUUCUGGCAACAUACCAGGUUGUGGAUUAAUUCCCCGGUUUUGCUUAAAGAAUUCUUUGUGCCUCUUAGAUCCAGUGCCAGGGAUGAAAGUAAGGACCCGGGUUCCCAAAUCUUCUGCCCGAGUUGUUAAAAAACUGUCCAAGCAUGCAUAUGUCAGAGAUCAUGACCGAAUUGUUACAAAGAAUGCUUGGGAUGCUUUUCGUCGGAACCAAUUAGAUUAUGAAGUCCAAUCACCUAAGUUGCAUGAAGUUGGGAAUAUGAUGACUGUGGAAUCCAAUUGUACCUAUUCCAGUGACUCACAAGCAACAGAUGGGUCAUCUCCCCACAGACACUCAAGUAGCGGCGGUGGCAUAUCUCCAUACAGGAAUGAAGCACCUCACUCUCCCUUUCAUGAAGGAAUGGGGUUCCUUGGUGUACCUAUAGAAGUUGACAAUUUCAAGGCUGAUAGGUUAAUUUUUUAUAGCCAAGCCUGUAAGAACUUUUCGGAGAUAUUAUCCCCCGAAGAAAAUAAACAAGGGCCAGGCUCAGUUAGCCCCAUAGUUGAGAAAACAUUGUACAUAGAUUCUGUAGAUGUUGCAGAAUUUCAACAUCCAAGUUAUUCUGACACCAAGGAGCUGAUGGACACUGCUGGUUUAGAUUUUGGGACCUUGGUAGAAAGAAGAGGAAUAGAAGAAGCUUCUAGUGCAGAAUCUUCUUUUCAAGAUAUAAGAUGCCUGAACAUUUCAAAGGGGGGCAUAUUGAAAUUAAAAGCCCCUGGAUCUGUUGACUCCCUGCCUUCAUCCUCUGACAUACCACAUAUCAAUAGCCAAGAAGACACACUGGACAGCUUUAGACUGGAUCAAGGUCUCGAUCAGGAAUUUAGGUCCUUGGAAUUCUCCAAAGGGCCUAUUGAUGGAAACCUAAGUAUGAACAAUGAGCAGAUUCUAAAAGCAGAUGAUCAAGUUGAUUCAAAUGUCACAUUCUUACAGUCCCCUGUUCCCCCAGCCUUACCAAAGUCACCUUCUGAGUCUUGGCUCUGGCGUACUGUUUCUUUGCAGAAACCACACCAAAGAAGCAAGUUUCAUCCUAGAAAGCAGGCUCCCAAGACUUCCUCCACGGAUACAAAGUGGGAAACCAUUGUAAAAACUUCUAAGUCGCAUUAUGAUCAUGUACGCUAUUCUGAGGAACUAAUUGCUCAUGUUCCUCAGCUACCCAAAACUUGAAAGUGCUAGGAUCCCAUGAAGUUCUUAUUCACAAUAUUAGGAUGUUUUUAUCCAAUAUUGUCAAAGGUAAUUGUAAUUUUCCAGAGGUCCCCUUACCCUAUUGUUCUCACUGAUGUUAUGUUAGGUAUAGUGGAAUUCAGUGUGGUUAUUUCUUAUUUUGUCAACAGAAGUUUAUACUUACUGUCCAUUCCUUCUCUUACAUCAGAAUGAGGCUGAGGUGGUAGUCAUAUAUUGGAUCAAAUUUUGUUUGUUGUAAUGCUCAUUAAAUUUUCUUGCUUCAAUCUGGUUUCUUUGUUUGCCUCACAUGUCUGUAUUUUCAUAAAAGAAUACCCCUUUUUGGUUGUGAAUGAAGAUGCUGCUUCCUUGGUAGCUUACAGAUUU